UUCCGGGUCCUGCGCAGGGUAAAGAUGGAGUCUUUAACAGCGCGCUGACACUCGGGGAUUUAGUCUGUUUCACGCUUAACUUCAGAUGAGUUAGACUCAGUGACAAGUUUAACGACGGAUCAGACCGAGUGCUGCGUAGCGUCUUAAUUUGCUCCGACUGCGUGGGGUGGGGGGAAGCUGCAAAAGUUUUUGUCCAGAAGCGCACGCAGAAUCUUGGUUCACUUUAUUAUCGCCGUGCAGCUUGGCAGGCGUAAAAAUCAUAUCUAAAGGCUGUCGAUCGACGAGGCGGGGUAACGGCAUAGCAAAAAUAAAUAUCUCUAAGUGCAUUGGGAGCUGCGGCUGUCCUAUCCAGCCGGUGGUGUUAAUGCCCAGGCGAUCGCACGGACAUAAACGAGAGGAGCGCGGGUCUGCUUAUAAUAAACUUCAAGACAAAGGUCUCGCAAAUAGGCACUGCUAGCAGCUAGCCGGGGAUCCACCGCCUGCUGCGAUCCCAGACCUCCGCUGGGUCGAAACAAGUUAUCGGGAGGUUCUCUGGAUUGAAUCAGCCGCUUAAGUAAGCUGUUUAGGGGGGAGACGCGCGAUGUCUUUAGAGGACUACGAGCGGCACUACGGCUCGCUGAACUCCGAAUUCGGCAGCGAGCCCCUGGAGAGCGACGGCAGAUCCGCGCCGGCGGCGUACAGCGGAGAGGAGGAGACCCUGCAUUACAUCCCCAUACGGAUCCUGGGAAGGGGCGCUUUCGGGGAGGCCACCCUCUACAGACGGAGUGAGGAUAACUCGCUGGUGGUGUGGAAGGAGGUAGACUUGAACUGCCUCUCAGACAAGGAGCGCAGGGACGUGAUGAACGAGAUCAGCAUCCUGUCCAUUCUGCAGCACAACAACAUCAUAGCCUACUUUAACCACUUCAUGGACAAGAACACCCUGCUCAUUGAGCUGGAGUACUGCAAUGGAGGAAAUCUUUAUGACAAAAUCAACCAGCAAAAAGGACAGCUCUUUACAGAGGAGGUUGUCAUCUGGUAUUUGUACCAGAUUGCUUCAGCAGUGGCUCACAUUCACAAAGCAGGGGUCCUUCACCGGGAUAUUAAGACGUUGAAUAUUUUCCUCACCAAAACGAACCUGAUCAAACUGGGCGAUUAUGGUCUUGCCAAAAAGCUGCACUCUCAGUUCUCCAUGGCUGAGACGUGCGUGGGAACGCCGUACUACAUGUCCCCAGAACUGUGCCAGGGUGUGAAGUACAACUUCAAGUCUGACAUCUGGGCUAUGGGCUGUGUCCUCUUCGAGCUGCUCACCCUCACCAGGACCUUCGAGGCCACGAACCCGCUGAACUUAUGUGUGAAGAUCGUCCAGGGGAACUGGACGAAGGAGGUGAACUCGGAUGUGUACUCCUCCGAGCUCAUCCAGCUGGUGUACGAAUGUCUGGAUCAGGACCCGGAGAACAGGCCGACCGCUGACCAGAUUCUCGACUGGCCCAUUAUCUCCAGCCGGAAGCAGGAGCUCGAGGAGAAGGUGGCACUGCUGAAUUCUGCCAACAAGAAGCCCAGGUUGAGCACGGUGACCGAGAGUCCGGUGGCUGUUGUGACCACACGAUCCCGGGAGGUGUACUUCUGGGGUGGGGGGAAGUUCACCCCCCAGAAGCUGGAUGCUUUCAAGGGGGGCAGUAGUGCCCAGCAGGUGUGCGCAGGGGAGACCCACUUUGCCGUGGUUACCGUGGAGAAGGAGCUGUACACAUGGGCAGUGAGUACCAGAGCCCUGUUAACUCUUCUGACCCCAGAUGAGGACCAGAUGUACAUGUUCGGCUCCAACUACUACGGCUGCAUCGGCAUGAGCGGCAUGGCCGGUGUGGAGGUCCUGGAACCUGUGCUGCUGAAUUACUUCCUGGAGCACCCGGUCAGGCAGGUGUCCUGUGGUGACAACCACGUGGUGGUUCUGACGCAGGACUGUGAAGUCUUCUCCUGGGGCUGCGGCGAGCACGGUCGUUUGGGGCUGGACUCAGAGGAUGACUUUUCCAUACCCAUGCAGGUGGACGUGCCCAAGGGGGCCAACAUCACAUCCGUACACUGCGGCGCCGACGGCACCUUCUUCCUCACUGAGUCCGGCAAGGUGCUGGCCUGCGGGAACAAUGAGGUCAACAAGCUGGGUCUGAAUCAGGGCAUUUCCGGCAUCAUGAACCACUCUGGAGAGGUGUAUCAAGGGGUCCCCUACACCACCUCGCUCACCCUGGUCAAGCAGCUGGCCCGCUUCAAGAUCCGGUCCAUUGCCCCUGGAAAGACCCACACGGCUGCCAUUGACGAGCGUGGGCGGCUGCUGACUUUCGGCUGCAAUAAGUACGGCCAGCUGGGUGUGCGGGACUUCAAGAGGCACACGGGGGUUAACCUGCUGGUGGGCCCCUUCGGGGGCAAGGUGAUCACCAAGGUGUCCUGUGGAGACGGCUUCACCAUUGCUGCUACGGAGGACAACCAGAUCUUUGCCUGGGGCAACGCAGGCAACGGCCGCCUGGGGAUGCCCGCCGACAAGGGCUUCGGCUCGGAGGUGUGCCCCGCCCUUCCCCGGCCCAUUUUCGGGUCCCUGCACCACGUUCCUGACCUGUCCUGUCGGGGGUGGCACACCAUCCUCAUUGUGGAAAAGGUUCUCAAUUCGAAAACCAUCCGUUCAAACAGCAGCGGCCUCUCGAUUGGCAGCGGCCUGGGGCAGGGCUCUACCUCCACCAUGGACCUGGACCUAGAGCAGGGUUUCGAGACGGGGCUGCGUGAUGGGGGCUCCGGAGGCACCGUGGAGGCCGACAUGGAGGAGCGUGGACUAGAGACGCCCAUGAUGUCUGUGGAGAACAAUGACAGCUCCUGUCCCUUCUGGCUACGAAAGGAGCUGCAGGAAGCAGAGUUCAUUCCCAUGCCAAAUGACUCCCAGGACUCCCUGCCCAAUCAGCUGCCCCUCUCCUUCUUGGAGAGCACCACCCUGCCCUACGAUGAGCUCCAGAAGAUUAAGGCAGCGGCAGCCGCAGGGCUCUCGAUGGCGCAUGUGGGCUGUGAGAAGGUGAAUGGGGUGCAGAAUGCUGGAGCCUGUAAGAAGAGCAGUGGGCAGCAGGGGGCAGUGUCAGACAGUAGCUGCUGUUCAGCCAGUGCCGAGGUGGCACAGCUGAGAGAGGUAGUGGCUCACCAGGAGGCCAUGAUUCAGUUGUUACAGAAACAGUUCAGCGAUCAGCUGAAGGAGAACGAGAAGCUCUGGAAAGCCAUUGAGGUCCUGAACAUCGGGGGAGCGAAUGGCAGCCCUGCCACCGGCAGCAACAGCGUCAGCGGGCGUCAGCCCGGGGGGGAUCAGGAUGUGGGUGGGGCUGAGGGGGCUGGUCCUUGAGUACGGACCCCGUGCCGGUUUCGGCCGACGGAGGCCGAGUGACCCUGAUUCUGUCCAAUAGGAUCCUUUUGUGACGGACUUCCCGGGAUGGGAUGUUGAAUGAGAGUGAUUGGUGAAGCCGUCUUGUGAAAUGUGGGACUAGUGCCAGGAGGCAAAAAAAAAAAAAGAACGAGUAAGGGAUUUGAAACGUUAGUCACCCCAUUCAACGGUGAGUUGGUCUCAUUCCUUAACUAGUCAAAGUCUUCGAUUUCUGUGCGUUGGUGUCGUAUAUGAGUGUGUAGGAGUUUAUGGGCUUGAGUGUGUGAACGGUCAGUCUGUUUUUACGGUGUUUCGUUUUAAGCUCAACUGAUGAUUUCUGUCAGUUUUUCUUUCUGAACAGGAUGUAACGUUGCCGGGAUUCAACGUUAAGCAUCUCUUUUUACGGUCAUAAUGUUAAGGUGGGAGGUGAGGAACCAGGCUUUGGUGGCCUUUGUAUUCCUCUGUUUUGCUCUUGACGUGCAGUUAAAAUGGUCGUCUGGUCCGUGAGGAUCUCGCACGCUCAGCAUGUGCUUUUAGCCGCUCAAAACCAGCGGUAUUCAUAUUUUGAACCAAAGAUGGACGUGUCUUUGCUGUUAAUUCGUGUUCUGUUUUUUUAUUAUUAUUAUUAUUAUUAUUAUUAUUAUUAUUCAUAGCUGCCUUAUACACGUAGCUCACAGGCACAACAUGGCCGAAUUUCUGUGGUGUUAUUUUGAAAUGUGAACAAAAUGCACAGCAAAAUUGCUUUAUCUGUUCACACUGGACCUGGUACCAUAUUCACUCCUCACGGUGUACAACUGCAGUAAAUAUUUAAGGAAAAACACAUUUGUCGUGUCAUGGACGAGGCCACUGAAAACGGUGGGAUACCACAGGCAUUCAUUUCAUAUUAAGGGCCUUUUGGAAAGAACAAAAUACUUAUAUUAUUCCCAAAUGUGUUUAAUAUGCUACAUAUAAACUAUUUACAUGUUAAGGUUAACAUAAUGGCCUCUGUCUGUGAGAACUGAGUAUUCUGUGCUGCAUAUUCAUAAUGGAUAUUGUGUCGACUUAAAAAUGUAUAUGCAAAUGUAUGAGCGAUUUACUGUAUAGACACUAAAGCGUGUCUAACACAUUGCGUAUAUUUUGUAAGACUUGUGAAAUAAUGGGUAACUUGGCAGUCCCAUACUUAUACGUGCGAAGCACAAUCAAACUACUGAUUCAUGGUUUAUUUUUAUAUUUUACUCUCUGCUCUUGCUUUUUUUAUCGAGCGCCGACGUUCAUUAGCGCAUUGAUGGCGAUGCGUGUGGGUGCCUUUUUAUUGGUCUAAAGUACGGCUCAUUUUGACCGACGGAACACUUUCGCACACGCCGGAAUAUUCCUUGGACUUGCUUGUCUUUGGUGAUUUCAGGUCUCAUGUUUUAACAAUAGGUGAUAAGCUAGAAUGUGUCGAGAGGACUUUGAAUUUCAUUUUCCUAAAUGUGGUACAUAUUAAUUUAAGCAUGUGCCUUUUAAUAAACUGUUUACCUUUUCAUUUUUGGUUUAAUACUACGUCAGUGUUUGUUUUAUUCCUUUAUUCGUUUAAUGCACUCUGGAUGUAUUCUCUCUGCUUGCUAUUUAAUUACGGUUCAUACUUGUGUGCUUUGUCACUUAUAUGACUUAGAGCAGGUUGGUAGCAUUCACCCCCUUUUUGUUAGAGUGUGACAGGAAACAUGGACUGUGCAUUCAGAUUUUGUGCCUUAACUCCCUUUUUUUUACUGCUUUUUACAGUGAGUAUUUAGCAGUAAUUUAUAACAAAUGUGUGCCCAUUUGUAUUUAUUUCUGCCUGUAAUUUUUUUUUUGGCUGCCAGAAUGCAAUAUUAAUACGGAGUUGGAUUAACAAAGUUCUGCGUGGUGGAAGAACGGCACAACGUUCGGCUUUAUUUAAAACGCGCCUUUGCAGUCCACUCCUCCUUAGGUUAUGCCUCAUGUAAAUAAAGGAUUCUUUUUUUG
This is a messenger RNA of Paramormyrops kingsleyae, 5326 nucleotides long. Lineage: Eukaryota; Metazoa; Chordata; Actinopteri; Osteoglossiformes; Mormyridae. The record is from RefSeq and is a predicted model, not a curated record.